Bicyclus anynana (squinting bush brown) is the source of this 5734-nucleotide messenger RNA. RefSeq lists its product as uncharacterized. The transcript is spliced from 2 exons. NCBI's taxonomy places the organism in Eukaryota, Metazoa, Arthropoda, Insecta, Lepidoptera, Nymphalidae. Bases 312 to 1421 code for a protein of 369 amino acids. The record is from RefSeq and is a predicted model, not a curated record.
AUACAGCGAAGAUUAAAGAAAAUAGACGAUGAAGUUAAAAACUUGAAACUUCGUGUAAACUUAUUGAUAUUAUAAGCACAAAGAACUCUAAUUCUUAGGAUUUGUGCCAGUUUAUCUUUUAACAUUUUCAUUUUACUUAUUCUAGGAUAUGGUGAACAAGUGUUUUAUAUGAUUUUUGUCGAGAUAGUGGUUCAAAUAUGAAAAAACAAAUGAUAAAAGAUCCUAAUUAACGACUUGUCAUUCAAUCAUAUGGUAGUAAUUAAUGAUGUCAGUGUUUGUUUACUAAUGACUAUAUUGAUAAACAUCUCGCGAUGAACCUUCCUGGAACCGCUGGAGAGUCUUCGUGUAAGCGACAAGAAAAUGGCGACGGCUCUGAGACUGAACGCCCACUGAAAAAGGCACGCUUCGCAUGGGAAGUUAAAGGCAAAUAUCAUUUGAGAAAUGAAUUGUCUCAGGGAAAACCGAAGCCGGAGGCGACGAAAGCCGGCUCCUCGUUGGAGCACGAAGCCAAAUUGAUCGGGAAUACUGAACAAAAUCUCGAAAUUUUGGGUGAUUAUUUAUUGAAGCAGGAUUUCAAUACUUUAGACUCGAUCACUGAUAGCAAUGCCUUAUUGCCAAGUACAAGCAUAUCCACUGAAAAAAUCUCGUAUCCUAGAUAUGUAAGCAGCUUUGAGAGUAGUAGGGGCAGAAGUGAAAGUGGCAGUAGCAAUGUAUGUGCGCCUAUUGUGGCGAAAUCAGUGGUUUAUUCCAAUAAGGAUUCUGAAGACCAGUGUAUAGCUAAAUGGCAGGCAAGACAGAUGGCCAAAUGUUUUGUUGACAACACAAUUAACCGUGUUCUCGACAGCUGGAUGAUUGCACCCCUACCUGCUGAGAUGGACAACAACUCCAUGCAUGGAGUCUUUGCACUGGAUGCAGCAGAGUUCAUUAACAACUUACCUGGUGAUAACAGUAUUGAAAACGAAGCUAUACUCAUGGCUAUAUCGGCACAUGGUCUACAAAACAACUCAAGUUCCAGUAACGAAACAAAUAAUUUAUCUCAGAGUUCAAGUAAACACUUAUCAAUAUCUCCCCCUAGCAGUCCCCUACCGUCAGACGAUGAAAUAAUUCAAAGCAAUCCAUGUAAUACUGAGCAGAAUCAAAUCGAUGAAAAUUCCUCUAACGAUUUUGAUAUGACCUGGUCAUCGAAUGAUGUGAAACAAAAUGAUAACAGCAAUUUGCCUGUAUCAUUUUAUCCGGACACAUCCAAUUUUUCAUAUCAAUAUUUUAGUGAGUCGGAUAACCCGAAUAGUAGUAACACUGGGUACGAUGGAGAGGAGAACUUAAACUCGAAUGACAAUAAUCAUUUUGAUUUCUUAGAUGCUGCUGUUUCCUUUGCUAUACAAUAUAAAGGUUUGACAUCAUAUGGGACAGAUUAUGGAUAAUUUCUAAUAGACUAAGAGCCUCUACACCCUAGAAAUCGUCAUUUUAUAAAAGCUGAAAGUUUUUCAGCUCAUGCUCCUUACAUAAGUAUGGUAGCCAAUUAUGGAGUUUGGAUUUUUUUUUUUCUCCUUUCUCUUAUACUGUUACUCGGCAAUCUGUCAUUCGACAUUGAGCCGUUUGUCUGUUGGUUAGAGGUUAUGGGUCAGAGGGAGUAAGUCCAUUAACAAAUCUCCUAUUAUGCUGUAUUCUAGCUAUUUUUCUUGGCUAGAUUUUGAACACUGUUGCGUUUCAGUCUGCAAAAAAGCAGGCUGCUGUCUCCUUCUAGAUUGUUUGCCAAGUCAUUGAUAUGCAUUGCUAGUCGCUCCUGAUAUUUGAUACUGUAGCACUGUAUUUCCUGUCUGACUGUCUUAACAUUAAGAUCACUUUGGAUAUUCUUGUUACUUAUGUAUGGCGGGAUGUUAAAAAGACAGUGGAGUUUGGACUGUGGAGGUUUUUGGAGGUAGCAGGUUUUAAGAAUCCAGACCCUUAACCGUCUAAGUAUAAAGUGUAAUGUUUUUUUAUGUUUUCUUCGGCAUAAUAUGAGAAAUUAUGUUCCCAGUCGCCAGUCACUUAGCUUCGCGGCAAACCUUCGAAAAAUACUAUUUAAUUUGAGACUUCAACAGUCUCUACAGAAGAGUUGCCAUGAAGCCAAGUGUCUUGCGAAUGGGGAUAUCAUUUCUCAUUUUAUGCAGAUAAAAAUAUAAAAAACAUAUACAUAGGCGGUUGAGGGUCUGGAUCCUUGAAACCAGGUAUCUCCCAAAGCCACCACGGUCCAAACGCCAUAAUUGGUUUCGGUACUCAUCUAUUGUAGGAGCAUGAGCUGACAAACUUUCAGCUUUUAUAAAAUGACGAAGGUCUGGCAGUUGCUGGCUCUUCAUCUAUAAUAUAGUUAUUUCUAUGAUUUUAAUUUUAAGUAUGAUUACUAUAUAUAAUUUUUGUAAUGCAAAUUAGUGGCUGAUAAUCAAGGAGCACUUGACUGUAAGUGAUUACCGGCACCUGUGAAUAUCUCAUACACGUAGGCCUGAGGUGCGCCACGAGAUAUCUCAUUAAAAGAAAAAGACAUACGUCGAACAAUUAUAGGGCAUCGAAAAUAUUUCUCUUUCGUUUUCUCACAAAACAAAUGAGAGAGUAAUAUUUUCGAUUCCGCCGCUAUUGGUCGAUAAUAAGUCUUUUUCUCUUCACGAGAGUCGUUGACGUUUUUAAGCCUACUGAUUAGUUGUAAGAUUAGCCAUCCAUAUACAUUGUAGGAUUUUGAGAAAUUCUUAAUUUGGCCCUAUCGACCUCUUAAAAAGUGGAUGCACAAUCAGAAACCAAAAAACAUCCCCACUCAGUGAGUACCAAACACAACUUCUUGGCACUCAAUUUAAGUAUUCGUAUUUGCAAAUUCAACCUUAAACUCAAUCUAAUUAGGUAUAUUUUACUUUACCAAUAAUUCUAAAACUGUCAAAGCAAAAUUGGUUUUUAAGUGAAAUUUUCUACAUGAUUGUGCGUCCUUUUAUUGUGAGAGGUUAAUGUUUGGCUCUUUUAUAACUGCAACUUUGUAUAUAUUAUGAUUGUUACUCUUUAAUGCCUCGAUUACUUAAAUGAUUUAGCUGAAAUUUGUAUUGAAAAUAGAUUAUAUCCUAGAUUAACACUCAAGUUGUCCCAAAAGAAACCAUGGUUCCUGCAAGAUUUGCGAGAAAUUAAUUGUAAUGAUGGUAUAUAUGAACUCUUUCACGCAAAAACUAGUGACUGGAUAUAGCUGUUAUUUGGACAAAAAUUGUGGUAACCAUAAUUUUGCGUAUGUCGGCAUCAGCUGGUAUAAUAGAUUUUUGUAUUUAUAUAUGUUCCACACAUGUUUGUUAUAUAAAUUAUAAUGCAGUAAAAAAACAGCUGGUUUUUUGUUAAGUUUGUGCUAUAAUUUUUUUUUUUUGGGAUUUCACACAUGCGGUUAAUGACGACUUUCACAAUUUACAUUAUAAUAAUGACCCUAAUGUCCAGUACUUGGGAAUAUAAUAUGAAAGGGUGAAAUAUCCCAAAAAAUGCAGGAUUUCUAAAAUAGUGGUAAAUUUUAAAUACACACUCCCAAAAAAAGAAUUAUAGGUCAAACUUAACUCCUGCAUUAAGAAGUAUUAUGGGUACAUUCUUCAAACGGAAUCUUGAAAAAAUAUUUUUAUUGUAGGUAGGUGUACUUUUUCUAGAUAAAUAUUUUUUGUUUUAAAAACUUGUGUAUGUAAUUUUUGGUUCACACGUUAACUAGCUUUUGAGUUGACAGUUAAACAAGUUUUUUAAACAAUAACUCAAAUAAUGCAUGAUUACAUGAUUUUUCCAUGAACAUACUUUUUGUGAUAUUAUUUUUUUAAUUAUACUCUUAAAUUGACUGUCAAAUAUAAGUAAUUAUAAAAAGUACAAAUUAUUAUUAUUAUAAAUUUUGGUAUGAAUGGUGGUUUAUAGGUAGAUACAUUUACUGUUACUAUUUUUUUUUCAUAUCCCGCACUAUUACGAACGAAAUUCCUAACAAUCAAUGCAACUGUAAAUUAGAAGUGUCUAUUUUGCAGAUAAAUAUCAAUGUUGUAUAGAUGUAAAUUACUAGAUUGUUAAAUUUCCCAUAUGACGUCACGAAUAGUUAAAAUAAUGGAUAUAGAGCCUAUGCGGUUAACUUGACACCUCGCUCGAAUGAUGUUUGUUUGGUUGUGUUUGGUAGCCAAAUGGUCUAUUGACAGUUUGAUACUGUUACUAUCGCGUUAACGUAAACGCGAAUUUCUAAGGAAUUGAAACAGCGCCAUCUAGUGGCACUGCUGCACAACUGUUCCAAUUCCAUAUAAAUUUGCGUUUACGUAAACGCGAAUUUCUCAGGAAUUGAAACAGCGCCAUCUAGUGGCACUGCUGCACAACUGUUUCAAUUCCAUAUAAAUUUGCGUUUACGUCAACACGAUAGUAACAGUAUGAAAAUAUUGAAAACUCCAACUAGGAACACUGGUGUCAAGUUAAUGCGCACGAGUUAUAAGUUGGAUUCUUGUAGACCUAGCAUGCGACCAAACGACGUUUCUCGUGAAUAGAAAUAGACAAAUGCCAACCAAUAGCAGCGGAAAUAUAGCUUUCGUUGCGUUGGGACGAAAGAUAUGGAACUGGUACUACUUCUACUGGUUUAUAUUUUGUCUAUUUCUCUUUACGAUAUAUGUUAGUCGCAAUUGACGUAUUAUACUUACUAAGAGUGCUGAAUUCUUACAAAACGUACUUAUACCAAUUGGUCUAUACAUAUUAAUUUGUCUAUUAAAUCUAAUUUCCUUUGCGCUUGUAUAUAACCAGAAGCUGUGUGUCUCGCUCUUUCAUCAUCGCGCUGUGAUGCCCUGCCACCGCACAUUUACGUUAUCGCUGAUAUCUAAAAUCUUGUAUUGCGUAACGCACGAUGUUCCAAAAAGUCAUAUAAUGUGCUUGCUAUUACUAAUACUUGCCGUGAUAGCCCAGUGGAUAUGACCUCUGCCUCCGAUUUCGGAGGGUGUGGGUUCGAAUCCGGUCUGGGGCGUGCACCUCCAACUUUUCAGUUGUGUGCAUUUUAAGAAAUUAAAUAUCACGUGUCUCAAACGCUAAAGGAAAACAUCGUGAGGAAACCUGCAUACCAGGGAAUUUUCUUUCUUUCUCUUAAUUCUCUGCGUGUGUGAAGUCUGCCAAUCCGCAUUGGGCCAGCGUGUGGACUAUUGGCCUAACCCCUCUCAUUCUGAGAGGAGACUCGAGCUCAGCAGUGAGCCGAAUAUGGGUUGAUAAUGAUGAUUAAUAAUACUUACUAAUACUUUGUCAUUAGAAAAACUGACUACUUCAUACUUCUCCGGCGAACGCUCAUAAAUCAUCACGCAAUCUGAUGAAAUAAAAUUUUCGUUUAGUUAAGCGUAAAGGUCAACACUGACUAGCUCCAUACUGCACAAUCUUUUGAAUUCAUCUAAAUUCUGUGCUCUACUGCGGUAAAUUAUGUCGGUGAUGACCUUAAUAUGAGCUCAGCCUUUUAAGUAGGGUUCAGUUUUUAUUAACCAAUUUUGUAUUACAAAUUAAGUUAUGUGUUAAGUGAAAUAUUUUUAUACACUACGACUGCUAUGUCGAACUUUAAUAGGUAUUUAAUUUUGUACUCGAAUUUUAUUUACUUUUAAUGUAAAAGAUAUAUUUUUUGCUGUUGUGCAAUGUAAAAUAGUUUAACAGAAUUUAAAAUAUAAAUGAAUAAUUUUGUUUGUAGUUAUAAACGUUGUAUGCGGAAGACAUACUAUGAGUAGAUACUGUGAAUAAAGUAUGUAUAAUGUAUAUCCAA